CGCGAUUUCUCCCUAAUGGCGAUCACACACUUUUGGCUGUCGUUUCUUCUUUUUCCUGCAUUUCUGGUCCAAAACGGUAGUUUUACUCUAGUUGUUAACAUUAAAUCAAAGGAUGGUGAGAUAGUGCAGCAGACUUUUUCCGCAGAUCCCGAAAAAGACUUCGUUACCAUCGAUUACAAAAGUAACGAGAAUAGAUUCGUUUCAGUGUACAUCGACUUCCGUCAGAAACGAAAGAUAUUUCAAGUUAUUGUCCUUGGAGAAAUGGAUAAAGCAGAGAGUUCUUAUGAAGCCAUGUGCUUUGUAGCUGAACUCAAAGAAGAAGAAUUCAUAUCAUCAGAUGCUAUGUCAAAACUUAGACAGAAAAACCCAAGUACAAUCAGGGUUCCUGAAGAGGAUGUUGCCAGUGAAUCUCACAUCAUGGAUCAUGUGGUUUUUCUGAAUGCAAAUGUAACAGAAGGAACCAUCGAUCGGCUCUGCAAAGAUGCUGGAAGAGUGCUCUUUAGUGGAACUAACACAAAACUUCUGUUAUUAGGAAAUUCAACCCGAGAAGAUCUUGAUAAACUUGAGUUGGCAUCACAAGAUCAAACUGGCUUUUCAAAGGUGCUAAAGCCAUGUAAAAAUACACCAGAACUGAGUGCAGAGUGCAUCUGUAGAGUUGAAGUAUGUCUAAGUUGGUAUCCCUGUCACUUGAAACUCUGCCAGGGGGAAGAUGACAAUGGACAACUAACAGAAUACCGUUGUGGAAUCAAAACUUGUGGAAAAUGCUAUGAAUUUGACUUUUAUGUUGGGGAAAGGCGACAAUGCUUUUGGGAUACAAAUUAAUUAUAAUUUUAUCUUUUACAAUAGAUAAAUCAGUGUAAAAUAAUAUUGUUAGUUGUGUAUAUUGAAGUGUUAACACUUGAAAGUGUGUUUUGUAAAUGUAUUUAUAAAGCCAAGCUUGGAAUUUUCAAAGAA
Messenger RNA from Pocillopora damicornis (cauliflower coral), 954 nucleotides. Its product is annotated as out at first protein. The record is from RefSeq and is a predicted model, not a curated record. NCBI's taxonomy places the organism in Eukaryota, Metazoa, Cnidaria, Anthozoa, Scleractinia, Pocilloporidae.